Molecule: messenger RNA, 4540 nt
Organism: Condylura cristata (star-nosed mole)
Lineage: Eukaryota; Metazoa; Chordata; Mammalia; Eulipotyphla; Talpidae
Gene: PLEKHH2
Product: pleckstrin homology domain containing, family H (with MyTH4 domain) member 2
Exons: 30
Coding region: 86-4540 (1484 amino acids)
Biological process (GO): negative regulation of actin filament depolymerization
Cellular component (GO): cytoskeleton; cytoplasm
Molecular function (GO): actin binding
Source: RefSeq, a predicted model, not a curated record
GCGGGCUGAGAGCCCCCGGAACCCCACGCCAGAAGCAACUGAUAUUUGGGGUUCUGCCUUCUGGGGAUCGCAGCAGAGAAUAAAUAUGGCGGAGCUUUCUGAGACAGAAGGACCAGUAGACUGGAAAGAACGAUGUGUAGCUCUGGAGACACAGCUCAUGAAAUUUAGAGUUCAAGCAAGCAAGAUUAGAGAGCUCUUAGCAGAGAAGAUGCAGCAGCUUGAGCGGCAAGUUAUUGAUGCUGAACGUCAAGCAGAAAAAGCUUUUCAACAGGUACAAGUUAUGGAAGAAAAAUUAAAAGCAGCUAAUAUCCAAACCAGUGAAUCAGAGACAAGGUUGUAUAAAAAGUGUCAAGAUCUGGAGACUCAAAUACAGGAAAAAGAUGACAUAAUUCAGAACUUGGAGCUGCAACUUGAAGAGCAGAAACAAAUAAGAGUACAAGAAGCUAAAAUAAUAGAAGAGAAAGCAGCCAAGAUCAAAGAAUGGGUGACAGCUAAGUUAAACGAGCUGGAAUUGGAGAAGAAAAACCUUCGCUUGAUCAACCAAAAACAAACUGAAGAGAUAAGAGCGAUACAGGCAAAGCUACAAGAGGCUCCAGGAAAGAAGGUCUCAGCUGCCUCCACACUGAAGCUUCCAGAAGGCCAGCGCCUGAGCAGUCUAACCUUUGGGUGCUUUUCCUCCCGAGCAAGGAGUCCUCAAGUAGUAAAAUCUGAGGAAGCGAGCAAGAUAACAUCUAAAGAACUUGAGUUCCCUGAAGGAAAAGAUGUUGAAGAAAUGGAAAUUCCAGAAAAAUCUGCUGAUAACCAAAUGCAAGAAAACAACCGAGGUCAGAGGACAUUGCCUCAAAACCCUGGUGUUUCAGAACAGAAUCAGAAUGGGAGAACAAGCUUUCUAACGGACGGUGGCAUAUCCCAGAAUUCUGGGGCUCCAGCAAGUGACUGGAGUUCUGAUGAGGAAGAUGGGGGUAAAGGAAGAGCCAAGUCUAGGUAUACAUCUACCCUCUCCAGUCACACAUCGGAGGAAGGGGUCCAGGACAGCCGAAUGGGCAGUGACACUUACUUGACUGCAUCUGAUGACAGCAGUUCUAUAUUUGAAGAAGAGACUUUUGGCAUCAAGAAGCCAGAACACAAGAAGCUUUAUUCCUGGCAGCAGGAGGCACAAUGGAAAGCUCAUAACAGUUCUCUUGCAAAGGGAAACUCAGAAUCAAGUAAAAAAAAGCGUGAUAGUUCCUCAGAUGAACUGAAUAAAAGGUUUCAGUCUCAGAGACUGGAUUAUUCAUCUUCCUCGAGUGAGGCCAACACCCCAAGCCCUAUUUUAACCCCAGCUUUGAUGCCAAAGCAUCCCAACUCUCUCCCUGGAAAAGGAACAGCUUUGGGACCUUCAUCAAACCUGCCACCCCCAAAGUUAAGGAUUCCAAAUGUUUUCAGCAUAAGUGUUGCACUAGCCAGACGGCACUUGAGCCAGCCACAGUUAAGUUCCGAUAGGAUGUUUGGCACAAACAGAAAUGCCAUAAGUAUGAUCCGGCCACUGAGACCUCAGGAAACAGACCUCGAUCUUGUUGAUGGCAAUGGCACAGACAUUUCAGAAAGUAUGGACACCGGUUGUGACGACGGCCUAUCUUCCUAUGACUCCCUGGAGUCCCCAUGUUCAGAUGACCAGGCAGGCUGCAGCAAACCUCCUACUCCUCCCCUGCACCGUUUCCCCUCUUGGGAAAGCAGAAUUUAUGCUGUAGCCAAAUCAGGUAUUCGAAUGUCUGAGGCCUUCAAUAUGGAGAAUGUGAACAAAAAUUCUGUUGCGAUGCUUUCCUAUACCUCACCAGGACUUUACACGUCUCUCAUCUACAAGAAUGUGACAACGCCAGUGUAUACGACUUUGAAGGGGAAAGCGACUCAAAUAAGCAGCAGCCCAUUCCUGGAUGACUCCUCUGGGUCAGAGGAAGAAAGUAGCUCCAGGUCCAGCUCCCGGACAUCAGAGUCAGAUACACGCAGUCGGAGCAGGCCAGGCAGCCCCAGAGCCUUGAAGCGAGGUGUCUCUCUCUCUUCUGUGGCUUCUGAAAGUGAUUAUGCAAUUCCCCCAGAUGCUUACUGCACAGACACAGAGUCCUCACAGCCAGAGCAAAAGCUCCCUAAAACUUGUUCAUCUUCCAGUGAUAAUGGGAAAAAUGAACCACUGGAAAAAUCUGGCUAUCUAUUAAAAAUGAGUGGUAAGGUCAAGACCUGGAAGCGCAGAUGGUUUGUUCUUAAAGGUGGUGAAUUACUUUACUACAAAUCUCCGAGCGAUGUAAUUAGAAAACCCCAGGGCCAUAUUGAACUUAGUGCAGCAAGCAGUAUUUUAAGAGGCGAUAACAAACAAACAGUUCAGUUGACCACUGAAAAACACACAUACUAUCUGACCGCAGAUUCUCCCAAUAUCUUGGAGGAAUGGAUGAAAGUAUUACAGAAUGUUCUUCGAGUACAAGCUGCCAACCCUCUUUUCCUGCAGCCUGAGGGUAAACCAACUGUAAAGGGAUUGCUCACCAAGGUAAAACAUGGUUACUCCAAAAGAGUCUGGUGUACACUGAUAGGAAAAACAUUGUAUUAUUUUCGUGGUCAAGAAGAUAAGUUUCCUUUAGGUCAGAUCAAACUCUGGGAGGCUAAAGUUGAUGAGGUUGACAGGUCCUGUGAUUCAGAUGAAGAUUAUGAAGCCAGUGGGCGAAGUCUCCUGUCCACACAUUAUACCAUCGUGAUCCACCCCACAGACCAAGGUCCAACUUACCUGCUAAUUGGAUCCAAGCAUGAAAAGGACACUUGGCUCUAUCAUCUAACAGUUGCUGCUGGAAGUAACAAUGUAAAUGUUGGAUCUGAAUUUGAACAACUUGUGAGCAAACUGCUGAAUAUUGAAGGGGAACCUUCCUCUCAGAUAUGGAGACACCCAACUUUGUGUCACAGCAAAGAAGGAAUCACUUCUCCUCUGACAACACUACCUUCUGAAGCUCUGCAGACAGAAGCUAUUAAAUUAUUUAAGACCUGCCAGCUUUUUAUAAAUGCAGCAGUUGACUCACCAGCCAUUGAUUACCACAUAUCUCUGGCCCAGAGUGCUUUGCAAGUCUGUCUGAUGCAUCCUGAACUGCAGAAUGAAAUUUGCUGUCAACUCAUUAAACAGACCAGACGGAGACAGCCACAGAAUCAACCAGGACCAUUACAGGGCUGGCAGCUCUUGGCACUCUGUGUUGGGCUCUUCCUGCCCCAUCAUCCUUUCCUGUGGCUCCUCAGACUUCACCUAAAGAGGAAUGCGGAUUCCAGGACAGAAUUUGGAAAAUAUGCCAUUUACUGCCAGCGAUGUGUAGAAAGAACGCAGCAAAAUGGAGAUCGGGAAGCGAGACCUUCCAGAAUGGAAAUUCUUUCAACCCUUCUACGAAACCCUUAUCAUCAUUCUUUGCCCUUCAGUAUCCCUGUGCACUUCAUGAAUGGGAUAUACCAGGUAGUUGGAUUUGAUGCAUCUACCACAGUAGAAGAAUUUUUGAAUACAUUGAACCAGGAUACAGGAAUGAGGAAGCCAGCACAUUCUGGGUUUGCAUUGUUUACAGAUGAUCCUUCGGGCAGAGACUUAGAGCACUGUCUUCAAGGCAACAUCAAGAUCUGUGAUAUUAUUUCUAAAUGGGAACAGGCUUCCAAAGAACAGCAGCCUGGGAAAUGGGAAGGUACGAGAACUGUUCGUCUAACUUAUAAAAACAGACUCUAUUUCUCAGUGCAAGCUCGUGGGGAGACUGAUAGAGAAAAGUUGCUGUUAAUGUAUCAGACAAAUGAUCAAAUCAUAAAUGGGCUUUUUCCUCUGAACAAGGACCUGGCAUUAGAAAUGGCAGCACUUUUAGCUCAGGUGGAGAUUGGAGAUUUUGAAAGACCUUUUUCAACUCCAGCAGGACAUGUUACUAAUCAGUGCAAAGCAAACCAAACUCUAAAACAAGUCAUAGAGAAAUUUUAUCCUAAAAGAUACAGAGAUGACUCUUCUGAAGAACAGUUAAGGCAGCUUUGCCAGCGCCUGUCAACCAGAUGGAUGGCCCUUCGGGGCCACAGUGCGGCUGACUGUGUGCGUAUUUACUUGACAGUAGCCAGGAAGUGGCCGUUCUUUGGUGCCAAGUUGUUUCUUGCAAAACCUGUAACUCCAUCAUCACUUGGAAGUACUUUCAUGUGGCUGGCUAUACAUGAGGAUGGUUUAAGCAUCUUAGAGUACAACUCCAUGAGGUUAAUAGUCAGCUAUGUGUACAAGAGCCUAAUGACCUUUGGAGGGUAUCAAGAUGAUUUUAUGAUAGUCAUUAACAAUACACAUUCAAAAGACAAACCAACAGAGAAAUUACUUUUUGCCAUGGCAAAACCAAAGAUUCUUGAAAUCACUCUUUUGAUUGCCAGUUACAUAAACAGUUUCCAUCAGCAAAAGGCAGCAUUUCAUCACCUCUCUGCACCAGCGCUGCUCUCAACCCAGACUCGGGGACCCCAAGCGAGGGCGAUGGGAAGCCAACCCCUUCUGUCAGGCAACAGACCCACCAAAGGCCCCACUUUGCUCUGA